AUGGCAGCACAGACGGUGACUGAGUUGCAAACUUUGGAACCUGCUACAUCAUCAGUCGGAACUCAAUUCCGGAAUCACUCUGGAACAUCAGCCGAGAUACAGCUGUCCGUAGCCGGAACCAAUGCAUGUGCAGCAUCUGAGGAGGAGCAUUAUGUGGCGGCAGCGGCAGUAGCGACACCUGUCGUUUCUAGAAGCCGGACGGCUCUUGUGAUUCUUCAGGUUUGCGGCCAGUCCUUCUUCAGCAGCUACUGUAAUGGUAUCAUCGUGAUCGCUCUGCCCGCUAUCCAGGCGGAGCUGGGCUUGGACGAGAGUCUGCUCGUCUGGCCCAGUUCCAGUUACUUCCUUGCUGCAGGGUCGUGUCUCUUGUUAGCCGGCUCCGUGGCCGAUGUCUCUGGCAACAAACGAGUCAAUCUCACCGGAUCAUUCCUUAGCGCCAUAUUUACAAGUGCUUGUGGGUUGGCUCGCACUGGUGGCCAGAUUAUCGCUUUCCGUGCCCUCCAAGGACUGGCGUAUGCCGUUGUCACACCUUCGUCCGUCUCUAUCGUCUCUAAGAGCUUAGAUGAAGGGAAACCUCGCAAUAUUGGCUUUGCCUGUAUGGGCUUUUCCCAACCUAUUGGCUUCUGUUUUGGUCUCAUCUUAGGAGGGGUCUUUACUGAUACCUUGGGCUGGCGGCCGGCCUUUUACCUCGCGGCAGCAGCUACAGGUGCCUUGUUUCUAGCGAGUAUCUGGGCUUUACCGCGAGAUCCUCGGUUAGAGCCUGGUCUGCCGGUAUGGAAGAAACUCGCUCGGGAUAUCGACUGCAUAGGAAUCGUCGUAUCGAGCACGGGGCUGGCUUCUAUAUCCUAUGUUUUGGCAUCACUAUCAGCCGACAUUCAUAACAUCCGUUCAGUCGCUAGUAUCGUCCUGCUUGCUAUUAGCGCCCUCUCGGUUCCAUCCUUCAUCGGCUGGAUGCACUACCGGAAGAAGAAGAAUCGCACCUCGCUAAUUCCAAACUCGUUAUGGCGCAGCCAUGUAUUUACCAGUUGCUGCAUUAUGGUGCUUCUUACUAAUGGGCUGACCAACUGCAUGGAGCUGUAUAGUAGUCUGUUCUUCCAACAGGUCCAAGGAUCUUCGGCUAUUCAGGCUUCACUCCAAGUUGUGCCCUCUCUCGUCGCUGGUGCAUUGAUCAGUAUUGCAACGGGCAUCUUCGUGCACCGUAUGCCUGUCAUAUGGAUGCUGUCAAUCGGGUCCGUGAUGAGUACUGUUGCGCCACUCCUCAUGGGCUUGGUCCGUAUUGACCAGUUAUACUGGGGGAAUGCCUUUUUCGCACAGAUCCUUACUCCUAUUAGCUGUGACCUGCUAUUCACCAUCGGCCUCCUGAUUAUUUCAAAUGUGUUUCCUCCGCAUAUGCAGGCUCUUAGCGGAGCCGUGUUCAAUACAUGCGCCCAGCUUGGGAGUGCAAUUGGGUUAAGCGUUACUCAGGUUAUUGCCGCGUCGGUAACCAAUGCUUUGCCUAAUAAGUCCUCGCCUGACUCUUUAAUGAGGGGUUAUAGGACCGCAUUUUGGACCAUGUUCGGAUGGAUGGCCUUUGCCUGUUUAGUGUGUAUCACGGGAAUGCGUCGGGUCGGUGUCAUUGGUCUGAAGCGGGAUUGA
Neoarthrinium moseri is the source of this 1632-nucleotide messenger RNA. RefSeq lists its product as uncharacterized. NCBI's taxonomy places the organism in Eukaryota, Fungi, Ascomycota, Sordariomycetes, Amphisphaeriales, Apiosporaceae. The coding region runs from base 1 to 1632 and encodes 543 amino acids. The record is from RefSeq and is a predicted model, not a curated record. Gene Ontology annotation, biological process: transmembrane transport. Gene Ontology annotation, molecular function: transmembrane transporter activity. The transcript has 4 exons. Gene Ontology annotation, cellular component: membrane.